UGGCCAUGUGCAUCAAUUCUUUGGUGCGGUUUACCAAACCUGGCAAUUACUGUUGGAGGCGCUGGCUGUGAUACCUCCAAUGCAUUGCAUAUUUGCCACCUCCAGCCUCAAAUCUUGAGAUCUUCCCACCCUCUUUCUUGAAUUAAUGACUCUUGUCCAUUGGACCUGAACUGAAGUGCCUCUUCCUUUCUUCCUUGACACCCUGUAGACUAUCACCUACCCCUCACACCGAUACCGGGUUGAGUCUCCAUUUCUGCCUGCCCCUCUUUAGGUGUCAAGUCAAGAUCUGGUUUUAAACCUUUAAACGCCCAUAUCUAAGAUCUUACCCAAACAUAAACUUCAACACAACUCUACUACCACAGCUCUCAACAGUAUAACUGAUUGCCCAGAAUCAGUCUGGUCUCUUCUAUUUACUUUAAACCCCCAAAAUCCCAUGGCCCCUACCAAAAUCGACAACCUUCCUGGCGAAUUACGCUACGUACAAUACGAACAUGCCCUCGAGGCUCAGUAUCUACCCGCUAUCCGGGCAUUGAUCUCAAAGGACUUGAGUGAGCCUUAUAGCAUCUAUGUAUAUCGGUAUUUCUUGUGCCAGUGGGCACAUCUCUGCUUCAUGGCACUGAACCCAGUCGACUCAUCUCUCAUCGGUGUUAUAGUGUGCAAGCUGGAAGUCCAUGCUUCACACUCCAACCCCACUCGAAGAGGCUACAUCGCCAUGUUGGCCGUUGCUUCCGACUUCCGUGGCCAUGGUAUUGCAACAACCCUCGUCAAGAAGACCAUCGACGCCAUGACGAAGCGCAAUGCGGACGAAAUUGUCCUCGAAACUGAAGAGACCAACGUCGCUGCUAUGCGAUUGUACGAACAGCUCGGUUUCUUGCGCACUAAAAAGCUACACCGAUACUACCUCAACGGCAACAGUGCAUAUCGACUUGUUCUGCCGCUUAAGUACAUCGACCUUGACGCCAGCGCUAAUGAUCUUGAAAUCAUCGAUGUAUAAGCUUUCACGGUUGCAUGGGUGUUUAUAGCAUUUCUACGGGGUUCAGUGAUGGGAAGUCAUUGGUGGACAUGGACGGACUGGGCAUAGGUCAGCGACAGCAUUUGAGCGUCAUGCGGAAUUAGCAUCUUUUGGAAUCACCGGCGUUUAGGAUAUUGGUUAUGAAGGUCAUGACGAUACGAUCCUAUUCUUUUUUGCUUCUCUCUAUAUUAUGCACUCGGAUUCUUGAUUUUGAACCUCCAUACACGAUGAAAUAUUCCUUCUUGUUCUGCCUGGCUAGAUGAGUCAUUUGUUGUGCGUCGUCAGGUCUGGAAGAUGUCAGAUGACUUAUAGAUCGACGCUUUCAGACCCCAGGGAUUCCCAGAGGAUAUCCCUAUGUACGUAUAUGCAUCUAUCGACUUGCGUCAGCCUCACUUUAUUGACAUCAAUACCAACCAUGACUCACCUGGCUUAUAGUAGAUAGGUCUUCCUCGAGCUUCAACCAAUCUGAGCUCUCGCAGCUUCUGAAGCACCCUGCCAACGUCGGCCUUGUCUGCGAAAUCGGUCGUGUACACGCAAAUGAGUCGAUCUUUUCGAGAAUCCUCAUCGGCUGGUCGUGGAGCAACCUUUGCAGCAAUGCCAAGCUCGUUUUUGGCAGUCGCUUUCGCGACAAUCUCCCACACGUCGUUUACUUCUGCUGGUGUGCAGAAUAACAUCCACUGUUAAGUGUCAGUCGUGUUUUGGCGAGACAUCCUCGAUACAAACCUUGCCAGCGCGGACUCUGGCAGCGUGCGCCAGGUGCAGUAUA
Fusarium odoratissimum NRRL 54006 is the source of this 1778-nucleotide messenger RNA. RefSeq names its product ribosomal-protein-alanine N-acetyltransferase. Gene Ontology annotation, cellular component: NatC complex. The coding region runs from base 434 to 994 and encodes 186 amino acids. The transcript has 2 exons. Gene Ontology annotation, biological process: N-terminal peptidyl-methionine acetylation. NCBI's taxonomy places the organism in Eukaryota, Fungi, Ascomycota, Sordariomycetes, Hypocreales, Nectriaceae. The record is from RefSeq and is a predicted model, not a curated record. Gene Ontology annotation, molecular function: protein-N-terminal amino-acid acetyltransferase activity.